Entelurus aequoreus (snake pipefish) is the source of this 1612-nucleotide messenger RNA. Its product is annotated as myelin-associated glycoprotein-like. NCBI's taxonomy places the organism in Eukaryota, Metazoa, Chordata, Actinopteri, Syngnathiformes, Syngnathidae. The transcript is spliced from 12 exons. Bases 113 to 1240 code for a protein of 375 amino acids. The record is from RefSeq and is a predicted model, not a curated record.
UCUUAGCUUGACAGUUAAGAGUUUGGUUGAAGGAAGAAAAGAAGUAACAAUUGCUGGAUAAGCAGGAGGUUUAGCAGCUGGAUACACAAGAGCCCAUCGGAAGGGAAGGACAAUGAUGUUUUUAUUGGUGCUGUUGGCAGCGUCUCAUGGGGCUUUUGGUGGCGAAUGGAAAGCCAGCGUUGUGCAGAACAUUGAUGCCCUGGUCUCUUCCUGUGUGGUUUUACCCUGUUCAUUCAGCCAUCCCAAAGAACCCCUCCCCACCUCUAGACUCAGAGGGAUAUGGCAUCGCUCAAGUCAAUGGGACCAACGCAUCUACCACAAUGACAAUACCAAGGUUCUGGAAAACUUUCGCGGUCGCACUCGGUUGUUGGGACAGUUGGGUCAAGGUAACUGCAGCCUGGAAAUCACUCCCAUCCAGGACUCUGACUACGGAUCGUUCUGUUUUCGCAUCGAACUGGCACGGACCGGGGGCGACGCGGCCACACCUGAUCAAUUCUCCUUUCACGAAGACUGCGUGACCUUGAAAAUGCUAUCUGAUCCUCCAAAACCCACUUUGAGUCACGGGAACGCGGCCAUCCAAGGCCGUCCUUACGUUGUCAGCUGCUCUGUGAGACACACGUGUCCCACGCAUGCGCCCACGCUCACGUGGAGCAGGGGCACCCCUCUCGACGUCACCACCAUCAACAGAGAAGUUCAUCUGGGUUUUUGGGAGGUUCAGUCCAUUCUGACCAUCGUUCCCGAGGCCACAGACGACCACGCUGACGUCACUUGCACUGCCAGGUUUUACAGCAGGAGGACCACCUCCGACACUUUUACUCUCUUUGUGAAACGCAGAGAAAGCUACGACCACAUCAUCAUUCCUACAAUAGCUGUGCUUGGGACCAUUCUGAUCUUCUCAGGAGUCUGCAUGCUGAUGGUGAAAAAAUACAAGGGACGCAUUGCAGAACUUCAAAACCAGGACAGCGUGUGGAGUCGGAUGUCCAGGAUGUCUCGCAGGAUUCAGUCUACACAUUUGCAACCAGUCAGUGCUAAUCCAAGGAGGCCAAGAGAAGAGUCUGAAGUGGCUCUGAAUAACUUGCCCAGUAGUUCCAGAUGUAAAGUUGGACCAAAGUUCUGCAAACCCUUUAUGCCAGCCCCUGGAAGUAACAGCCUGCCUAAAGACAACAUUUACAUUGAGGACCUGUCAGAUGCUGACGAUUAUGAAAACACAGCAGGCCUCAGCGUGCACCGGAACUGCUGAAGAAAAGGAAGCAAGUCAAGUAUUUGCAGUGUGUACUUGAAUCAGUUUAAUGUAGUAGUUAUAGAAAUAGUUAUUGUUGCUGUUUUUUGGAACAAUCGAAUAAUGACAAAAAAAAAGUUGUUGAUAGAAAGUCAGUAAAUAGGAACAUGGGGGGCAAGGGGGUGUUAAAAAGUAAAUCCACAAUAAAAAGGAGAGGAACAAAACCUGACACAUUCUAAGUAUUGUGAUUUGCAUUUAUAUUAUUUUAGAACAUUUUACUGAAAGGGAAACUGCACUUUUUUUUUUGUGAUAAAAAUAUUGCGGUGAGGAAAUAAGUUCCGGUUAUGCAUAACAUGCCUAAAAUACAGUAAAUAUUGAACAUAUUACAUGUUA